AUGUAUGGGUAUUCGAUGAACAACGACGACUCUCCGUCGAGGUUGUUCGCGCCGGUUAUUUCGGUGGAAAAAAGUACGUUUUCCCGGCAUCGUGAAGAGAUGACUAUCAAGGAGACAACAACAGCGGCGGUAGUGGCUACCGCGGCCACCCCCCGGAGGAGACGAGCCAGCGGUUUCGCGAGGAUGGCGGCCUUUUUGUUGGUAGCCUCCGUCGUUUUGGCCGAUGUGAUCAGAGUCUGUGAAUGUCGUACCUUAGGAGAUGACAAUUACCGGCUACAGCGAGAUCGCCGAGAUGAUAAAAGCUCGGAUUAUAUGGGUGAUGGUACCGUUAGUGAAGAGGAUGAGGAUUCGGAAGAAUCCCCCGACGGCGCCGGUGUUCCGCACACAAUGCCCAGCCUACUGACAUCGGGACUUGUGGUGGAAACUAUCGAGGGCACAACGGUCAAUCUACCCUGCAAGGUUGCCAAUGGUUCUGAGGACUAUGCGGUAAUUUGGAUCAAUGGCACUAAGAGCAUAAUGACCGACUACUAUCCAAUGACUACAGACCCGAGGGUCAAACAUGGAACGCAAUCGGAGACAUCUGCAGGAUACCAGGAACACACAUUGAUCAUUGAGCAAGUAACAAGGAUGGAUUCUGGAUCCUACACGUGCAGAAUAACAACAACACCCCCCCUUGAGAUAACCCAUACCCUUCGUGUCACACACCCGGCCAAAGUUUUGACAGUAACAUCAGUGGGAUCCUCGGGUUCGUCUACCGGAGGCUUGAAAAAGUUGUCCGUGAAACAAGGUGAACUCGUGCAACUGGUAUGCAGUGUGGCAGGGUACCCGGAACCUACUGUUCAAUGGACCAGAAGGGCUAAAUACCAUCAGCAACCGCAUCAAUCGACCUCGGUGUCUCCAGACCAUGAUCAAAAAGUCCCGGAUUCUGCAUCAUCAACUUCCUCGACGGUAGUCGUAUCGAACACAAAUGAGGUCCGUAUCGAUUCCGUCGUCGCAUAUCGCGAUGCCGGUUACUAUGAGUGUUCGGCGCACAACAGCAUCACCACAGGAUCCACCUCCUCCGGGUCUGGAGGGCCCAACGCUGCAAACGCACAUUUGGGAAUAGAACUGGAAGUAGAGUUCUUGCCCGACAUUGUUGUGCCCCGUCUCGUCGUCAACACCGGAGAGACGUACACCGCUCAGAUGGCGUGUUCCGUGCAAGCGUACCCCAAGGUGAAAGUCACGUGGGAAAAGGAAAUGCUGACCCCGAAUGGACCGGCAUCGUCGACACCCGUGGUCGCCGAAGGCCCCAACAGCCGGUACGAUACGUCCAGGCAAUCAGCCGCCCAAAACGCUCUCCAGGGCUCAGGGAACGCAACCGCUAUGCCGGCAGGACCCACUUUCGUGCUCCGAGUGAAACAGGUGCAAGGACCGCAGGACUUUGGUCGGUACCGUUGUAGGGCCGAGAACAGGGUGGGCGUCUCUUAUUCGGAUUACAUAACGUUGACAGGUUCACCGGCCCGACCACAACAGUCGUACGUCAAGGUCGAGGGCAAGGCUCCCGAACUGGCAUGGACUGUGGACAGUUGGUCGCCACUGAUCGAGUACCAGUUGCAGUACAGGCAGCAACAGGACUCGCCAACUUCUUGGGUGGACGUCAAGCCGCAGCCACAGGUGGUCGAGUCGUCUACUGGUGGCAACGCGGGAGACGAACGCCGGUACUCCAUGUCCUACGUGUUCGGCGACAACGUUCAGCCUCAACAGCAGGUCGGAGCACCCGCGACCUUACCGGUCACACUUCAACAUGGCAUCACGUACGUGGCCCGCCUCAAGGCUCGCAACGUUCACGGCUGGUCGGACUGGUCAUCGGAUGUCGUGUUUUCCGGUGGAAUGGACGAUGACCAAGGGGCCAACGAGAUUACUCAGUACGACGGACAUCAACAUAACGACGACGUUUCGAAAGCUUCCGUCGCAGGCACUAGUGGUGCAUCAGGUCUGCAGCAAUACUGCAGCACCGCAUUGGUCACCUCCAUCGUGUUGGCAGUUACCGCACUGGUCGCCACCGCGACUUCCGCCUGUUAG
Molecule: messenger RNA, 2061 nt
Organism: Macrosiphum euphorbiae (potato aphid)
Lineage: Eukaryota; Metazoa; Arthropoda; Insecta; Hemiptera; Aphididae
Source: the annotation of a GenBank genome assembly